AAAAAAAAAAGAAGUAAAAAUCAACAAUAUUAUAAACCAAAAGGACAAAAAAAUGAACAAACAGGUCGAAUAAAUAAAAUGAACAAAAUAAUAAAUGAACAAAAUAAAUUCUCAUACUUGAAAAGUCCAAACAAUGUCUUCUGUUCGAAUAAAAUAUAUGAUAAAAUAAUCAAUAAAUUAAAUCAAUCAAUAAAUAAGAUGACUCAAACCACAUGAGCCAGAUAACACAGUCAUAUAAUGGAUGGAGGAGUGCAGAUAAUGUGUAGAUGUUCUAAUUAACCUGGUUUUAAAUGGGCUUAUUAUUGGAUGGAGGAGUGCAGAUAAUGUGUAGAUGUUCUAAUUAACCUGGUUUUAAAUGGGCUUAUUAUUGGAUGGAGGAGUGCAGAUAAUGUGUAGAUGUUCUAAUUAACCUGGUUUUAAAUGGGCUUAUUAUUGGAUGGAGGAGUGCAGAUAAUGUGUAGAUGUUCUAAUUAACCUGGUUUUAAAUGGGCUUAUUAUUGGAUGGAGGAGUGCAGAUAAUGUGUAGAUGUUCUAAUUAACCUGGUUUUAAAUGGGCUUAUUAUUUUAAUAUCAAGUACAACUGUCAAUCUCCCGCCUCGGCCCCGCCUCCUCUGUGAAGACAACCAAACAGUGGCUUUAGCUCCGCCUUCUGUAUCCUCCACAGCAGGACAGACAGUGUCCUGCAUCCAAUCAGAGCCCGGGACGCGGAAGCAACAGUCAGUCCCAGCCAAUGGCAGGUGUCGGGAGGCGGAGCCUGGUGUGUUGUCUCCUCGGUGGAGGUGCGUUCUUCGGGCAGUUGUGAGUCAGCGGACACUUGGACUGGAACUGGAGCCAGAACUGGGAUUAAAAGCUUUCACAGACCUUUCCCACACAGCUGCUCGUCUGCUAUGGUCCCCUCCUGCUCCUGAAGUGUGGACAGGAUGCACCCCACCCGCAGCCCCGCCUCCAUCUCCGCCGGCGUCCCCGGAGACGCCCUGGACCUCAGCCUAUCGGGAUCUCAGCUGACCAUGUCCAAGAGGCCGAGCAGCGCGUCGCCCGGGAAGUGCUUCGCCCGCUCGGUGUCGGUGUCGGUGGCCGGAGAAAGCCGAGCCAAACGCAACACACUGAGCGACGCCGCGCUGGGCAGCAGCCGCUCCAUCAAGAACCUGAGGAGGUCCAACAGCACCACGCAGGUGAACCAGGCCGCCAAUGCCAGCAGCAGUCCGGACCAUGGUGACGACUACCUGGCUCUGUUCGACAGCAGCUCAGACGGACGCAGGAAACUGGCCAGUCUGAGUAAAGCCUCCCCGGACAGAACCACAUGGAACAUUCUGGACGACCAGCCCAGGGCGUUGGCCGUGGCGUCCAGCUCCAGGAGCGCCGGCAGCGUGGACUCACCCACCGGCCUCAAGAAGAGGGAGCUGGGAUUCUCCCUGGCAGCCACGUUUACCGCCAACAACAGGAGCAACAAAGGUGCCAUGGGGAACUCUGUGACCACCAUCUUACACAACAACUACUCUGAGAAACCACUGACGCCCAAGAGCUCCAACCAGAAACCCUCCUUCAAUAACAUCCUCAAGGCCAACGACGAGGUGUCGCUGGAGAACGGCUCACUCACCAAGUCCCAGAAGAACUUCUCGUCGUCGUCGUCCACGUCCAACAACAACACCCCGCUGUCGGCCCAGCGGGACAGUCCGGUCCCGGUCCCGUUUCCGGUCCGGAGGAGGGAGGUCAGCGAGGAGGAGGCUGAGAGGUUCAUCGAGCAGGUGAACCAGGCGGCCGUCACCAUCCAGCGCUGGUACCGACGUUACGCCAAGAGACGACGCACCAACCAGGCGGCGCUCAAACGCAUCCUCAGCACCAAGAGAAAGGAGUGGGAGGACAGAGCAGAAGAAGAAGAUGUCCAUCUGGAACAACAGCAGAAGAAGAAGGACGAGGACAGGAAGAGGAUUCGGGAGGAGAAGGCUCGUCUGGCUCGACUCGCCGCCAUCCAGGAGCUGCAGCAGAAGCGAAGCCAGCGCUCCGCAGAGACGCACCGUGAACCGGAGACGGAAGCAGAAACGCUCAGACACAGCGGACGCAAGAGGGCGCCCAAGACCUGUCCCACCAACAAGAGUCCAGCACCAGCCAGGAACAACAGCCCCCUGUCCCCCAGCCCCAGCAAAGCCAAGAACACAGACUCCAACCUGAACGUGGUCUCAGACUUCAGUGAAGUGUCCUUCAGAGCCGUUUCUCCUGCUUCGUCCCACCACAGAGGGUCUGAGUGCUCCCAGGAGAUCCUGCAGAGGUCGGUGAGCGUGGAGGACCAGCGCCAGGGGGCUCUGUCCAGCAGGGCUCAGUCCAAAACCACCCUGAACGAGCUGCUGGACACGCUGAAGCUGCUGGAGGAGGAGCCAGAGCGACUGUCGGAGCCAAAGUCCUACCGCAAAGACAAGUACGCCUGGAUCGACCAGGACGGAGACGCCACCUCGCUGACCGCCGACAACCUGGAACGCCACGGGCAGAUGAGCCUGCACCCCGCCCUGCCAGACGGGGGCGCUCUGCUGUCCGAGGCCAAGCUGCAGAGCAUCAUGAGCUUCCUGGACGAGAUGGAGAAAUCUGAACAGGAGAGGCCGCGCUCCGUCACCUCGGGGUCGCACAGAGAGGCGGUUUUAUCGGAGGAGGAGCUGGUGGGCGCGGAGCAGGCGUCGGCCACGGCGGCCGAACUCAGCGGCUCCAUGAUGAGGACCAAACUGGAGCUGGAGGAGAAGAAACGCACCGUCCACAUGCUGCAGACGGCGCUGGCCCAGCAGAGGGAGCUGACCACCAGACAUGUGAAGGACACCGAGAAGGAGCUGAGCAGGAGCUUCCAGCUGCAGAAGGAGCAGUACGAGGCCACCAUCCAGAGACACCUGGCCUUCAUAGACCAGCUGAUCAGCGAUAAAAAGGCUCUGAGUGAGCGCUGUGAAGGUGUGGUGUCUGAGCUGAAGCAGGUGGACCACAAGUACAUGCAGAAGAUCUCACAGAUGCAGGAGCAGCAUGACAUGGUUUGGCAAAUUCUGGGUCCGUUGUGUGAGGAGAUCAAGAAGCUGAAGGAGCUGAUGAGCGCCACCGAGAAGGUCCGCCGCGAGAAGUGGAUCGACGAGAAAACCAAGAAGAUCAAGGAGAUCACAGUGAAAGGUCUGGAGCCGGAGAUCCAGAAGCUGAUCUCCAAACACAAACAGGAGCUGAAGAGGCUGCGGACGCUGCACGAGGCCGAGCUGCUGCAGGCCGACGAGCGGGCGGCGCAGAGGUUCGUCCGGCAGAGCGAGGAGCUCCGGCAGCAGCUGGAGAAGGACAAGGACGAGCAGUGUCAGAGGGAGCGAGACGCCGCCAGACAGAGGUAUGAGAAGCAGCUUCAGGAGGAGGAGUUAUCUCUGCAGCAGCAGAGGAGGAGACUCUACAAAGAAGUGGCCGACGAGAAAGACCGGCUGGCCCAGAUGGCUGAGAGGCAGCGGGCCGAGCUGGAGGACGUACGACGGCAGCUGGAGGAGAACAGCUGUUUGGCCGAACGAGCCCUGAGACGAGAACUGGACCAGAACCGAGACGAGCAGGAGGAGAGACACCAGGCGGAGAUGAAGGCGCUGCAGGAGCGACUGGAUGCAGAAAAACAGGCCUGGGAGGAGAACUACAAGCACAAAGAGGAGGAGCUGCUCAAAACCCAGGCCGUCGCUCUCAAACACGAGAUGCGACGGAAGAAAGACCGCGAGCUCAACCUGGCGAUCCUGGCGAUGGAGGCGGAGGUGACCAAGGACAAGGAGGAGUGCGAGAGGGGCGCUGACGGUUGGCGUUCCCGCGUCAGGGUGAAGCGCGUCCGCGACAAGUACGAGGCGGAGCUGAAGGAGCUGGAGCGCUCGGAGAAGGCGGCGGUGGAGAAGCAGCAGGAGCUGAGGAAGCGUCAGCUGGAGACGGAGGGAGAGCUGAUCCGCCUGCAGAGUCUACUGAGGCAGAAGGAGCAGGAGGUGGAGGACGUCACCAAGGCCAGAGACAAGAUGGCCGCCGAGCGCCGCAGCCUGGCCGAGGUCAUCCGGCAGGACUUCGCCGACCGGCUGGUGCUGACAGAGGAGGAGAACCGGCGGAUGAAGGCGGAGGUGUCGGAGGUCAGAGCCCGCCUCCGGCUGGAGGUGGAGAGGGUGACGAGGGAGAAGGAGGAGGAGCUGGCGGAGGUGCACCAACGGGUGAAAGCGGCCAUUUUAAAGAAAGAUGAAACUGUCAAUAACCUCCGGAAGCAGCACGAGGCUGCCGUGAAGAGGGCGGAACAUCUGGAGGCCCUAUGGGAGCAGCAGAGGAAGCAGCUCCUGGAGAAGUGAACCGGACCGGACCGGGUCAGCCCGUCCUGGACCCACCUGAUCUGCCCUGAUCCCAGAGCCCCCCCCCCCCCCCCCCCCCCCCAGUCCAGACCUGUGGAUCUGCAGACGUCGUCCUCUACCUCAUGUUAAAGUCUAACGUGGACCAGGACCAGGACCAGGUGGACCUGCUCCUCUUCUUCAUGUGUAGUUCCUCUGUGACUCCCCCUCCCCCUCUCCACGUGGGGGUGGGGGGGCGGCAGGAAUGCAUCGCUGUUCCUGGGAGACCAGUUCCAGAUGUUUCUGAGACCAGCCCAGACCUGCUCCGCUCCAGGGUGAAAACAGGACUGUGAAGGACUAGAUCUGACUCUGAACCGCCCCCCAUACCCCCGCCUCCCCCCCACCCCCGAAGUCCCCCUGUCCUCUGUCGAGUCAUGUGUUCAGUCCUGAGGCGGAGCUAAUUACAGGAUCUGUGGCCUCCAAGGCCGAGGAGCGAACAAAGAGUUUAGAGAGG
Molecule: messenger RNA, 4797 nt
Organism: Sphaeramia orbicularis (orbiculate cardinalfish)
Lineage: Eukaryota; Metazoa; Chordata; Actinopteri; Kurtiformes; Apogonidae
Product: centrosomal protein of 131 kDa-like
Biological process (GO): regulation of centrosome duplication; intraciliary transport involved in cilium assembly; cilium assembly
Cellular component (GO): centriolar satellite
Source: RefSeq, a predicted model, not a curated record